Messenger RNA from Trichoderma breve, 2901 nucleotides. RefSeq names its product AAA domain-containing protein. The record is from RefSeq and is a predicted model, not a curated record. NCBI's taxonomy places the organism in Eukaryota, Fungi, Ascomycota, Sordariomycetes, Hypocreales, Hypocreaceae. Bases 1 to 2901 code for a protein of 966 amino acids. The transcript is spliced from 3 exons.
AUGGAUCCUCUUAGCUCAUUAGCGAUAGCUGCGGCGGUAUUCCAAUUUCUGGACAUUGGUGGAAAGCUCCUUGUCAAGGGCUGGGGAUAUUAUAAAAAUAUGCGAGGGGAACUGCGAAAGGAAACACCUGACUAUGGGCAACUCAAUGAUGAAAAAAGGGAAUUAUUAAGAGCCUUUGAAGAUUUGUCGUCGCAAAUUUCCGGGAUCCAAGCCACUUCUGAAAAUAUGAUGGCUUCAGAGCUCGCAACACCUGCCAACGGACAAUCAUUGCGGCUAUUAUCCACAUGCACCAGCCUUUCUAGAGACCUUGAGAAGAUCAAAAAGAAGAUCAAUCCGCCGAGCAAGGAGAAGAUAAACUGCAAAGACCAUCUGCGGUAUCAUCCACAUGGAGAGGAAAGUUGUAAGGAAUGCCAAAAGAGGAAUGACGCAGAGAUCAUGGAAUUCAACAGAAAUGAAAAGAAUAUUGAGGAGAUUAGGAGGCGACUUGAGGCUCUCAGGCGCAAUGUAAUUGACUCUGUGAUCCUGGGCCUAUGGGAUGACUCAAAGCGUACUAAGCAAUGGGAAGUGCACUUUAGUAAUAAACUGGACAAGGUCGUUGGCUUACUCGAAAGGACCGAGAAAUUGGAAGAAGACUUUCAUCCGCAAUCGACAUCAUCAAACCAGGAGGCAUCAAUACAAGACCAAAUUCAUCAUUUGGUAGAUGAGGACGUGGCAAGACUGAGGAAAGCUCUAAGACCACUGAUUCAAACUGGAAAAGGGCCACUAUCGUUGAAGCAAUUGGCAAAAGACAUAAUUGGAUCCCUUGAUCUCGAGGUCGGGGCGUCGAUUGCGGUUCGCAAGGAACUUAUCGACUUUCUUCGGACGAAUGACUGGAAGCUGGAUAUUUCCAUGACUGAUGAAUCCUUGGUGAAGAUCAACCCUACCACGGUUGGUCGUGCUAUAGCCUCAGAUAUUCGUUUUAAUACCAUACAAUCACGCGAAGAGGCAAUUUCGGAUACCUCUGAAACGACAUAUUCUUGGAUUUUUGAGGACGAACCUCAAAAAGUCCAUGACAUACCUAUGUGGAAUAGCUUCCCUAAGUGGUUCGAAGAUGACUCAAAUAAAGUUUACUGGAUCACAGGCAAACCAGGCUCCGGCAAGUCAACCAUAAUGAAACUAAUAUUACAACAAAAGUCUUUUUGGGAUACACAAACCCAGUCUAGUGGGCCAUUGCGCCUUCUUCUUGUGAAGUACUACGCCUGGAAUCCCGGCAAUACUUUGCAAAAGUCUCUCGAAGGUCUCAAAAGGACAAUUUUGUCUCAGGUGCUGGAUCAAUGUCCUGAUUUGGCAUCAGUACUGACACCGAGACGCUGGGCGUUCUGUCAAGUGUUAAGAAGCACCUCAGGCAUUCCCGCGAACAUCAAACUCGCCUUAUUUAUCGAUGGGCUUGACGAGUUCGACAUGCAACCUACUGAAAUUAUCAAAUUCAUUCGUCAUAUAACGGCACAAUGUCAAAGCGGGCUUAAAGUAUGCGCAGCAAGUCGACCAUGGACAGAAUUUGAAGAUGAAUUUAAUGAAGGCCCAAUGCUGCAAAUGCACCUACUAACAGAACGAGACAUGAGAAUUUUUGUCACGGAAAGUUUUAAGAACAAUAAAGGUUUCAUUGAACAGAAACAAUUGAAUGCUGGAGCCGCUACUCAGCUUCUUACCGACAUAGUACAGAGGGCGAAUGGAGUUUUCAUUUGGGUUUCAAUAGUCGUGCAACAUUUGUUGGCUCUUUUACUUCAAGGGCAGUCAAUAUCUCAGGCUCGGCAAACUCUCAAAGCCCUCCCUUCGGACAUCUCGUCUCUGUACGAUAUCAUGUGGGCUAGCAUCAGUCCGAAAAAUCUCUUUGAUGCAUCUUAUAUGAUGCAAGUACUGAAUGCCGCUGAAGGUCCGUUGCCAUGGUUUACAAUGUGGCUGAUUGAAGAAUCGAGAUUUGCCUCGGUAAACAUCAAUGACCUUCCAGAUGAUGACAGCUGGAAAGACGUCGCUAUUAAAUCAUUGAAAAGAAAACUCGCAGCUCGAACAAAAUGCAUUUUGGAAAUUAACGCAGAUACAAGCGGUGGUUUUGUCGAUUUCAUCCACCGUACUGCGCGGGAUUGGGCAAUGCAACCUGAGAAUUGGCAGCUGAUAUGUUCAUCAAGCGCAGAAUUCGAUCCUCACUUAUGUAUUCUGAAAGCUGAGACUCUCAUUGUAUCCCACCAGGGGUUAGGCGAGCAAGGAGACUUUUGGGAUACAGUAGCGAGAGCUCUUUGGCAUGCAAGCGAGGUCAAAGACAGCCCUAAGAAUACGCUGGAUUUUGUUAAUUCACUGAACUCCUUUAAUGCUCAGGUUGAUAGGCUAUUCCAGACGACUUCAACCGGAUGGGCAAUGGUCGGCAAAUAUGCUAAUCAUUGGUCAGCUGGACAAGACAACAAGCAUCGGUGGCGCAUCCAAAAUACUUUUCUUGGGCUGGCUGCGCAGUUCUCUAUUCUACCAUAUAUUAAAGCUGUGACCCGGUCAGAUCGACGUCGUUUAGCUCAAACCUUUUCUCGAGAUUCUCUAGGUCUUCUCGAAAACGCGAUAUUUGGCUACUCUUUUUAUAUGCCGUUAGCUCUUUCCAAGAACGGCUUUCGCCCCCGAAUACCCUGUGGCCGGAGAUUGGCAACUGUGGAAUAUCUGUUGGAACAAGGCGUUCACCAAUCGACAGUGCACGCAAGAGAUGGCAGACAUGAUAUUAAAGAGGAGAUACAGAAUAUAUUGCAGGACGACACAUCGCAGGACGUUCUGGAAUACUAUUCUACAGUGAAAACGCACUUAGAUAAUCGAGACUUCAGAGCAAGUGCUAAAACUAUGGGACUACGCAUUAGAUAUUUUUUCAAAGGUGAAAAGCAUAGUUAA